AAAAACCUGAUGAAGCCGUGACCCUUUAGCUUCCAUUUAUAGCCUGAGCCGGAAUGCCAUCCCCCUUGACUAGGGAACUGUCCAAUCCAGCCGCGUGUGUCGAGAUUCUAUUAGGCACUAAGUGAAAUAUAUAUGCAUGCCCUUAUACCGCGUAACUCGGGUCCACCUUGGAGACGCUGGGCUGUGGAUCAACCGAACCACCACUCCUCUUCCAAAAAUCAUUUUGACAGGUUCUUUUGGAGGGGCUCCUUCUCUCUUUUUAACCCAUCCUUUUAAACAAAAUGGCACCAAAGAAGGAGGUGAAGAAGCCAGCCGCGGCCGCUGCCCCAGCCGCUGCCCCUGCCCCGGCACCUGCCCCUCCGCCUGCUCCAGCCAAACCCAAAGAAGAAAAAAUUGACCUCUCUGCCAUUAAGAUCGAGUUCUCUCAGGCACAGCAGGAUGAAUUCAAGGAGGCGUUUCUCCUGUUUGACAGGACAGGCGAAUGCAAGAUCACCCUAAGCCAGGUUGGUGACGUCCUUCGGGCUCUGGGUACAAACCCCACCAAUGCAGAGGUUAAGAAGGUUCUGGGAAACCCUACCAAUGAAGAAUUGAAUGCGAAGAAAAUUGAAUUUGAACAAUUUCUGCCCAUGAUGCAAGCUAUUUCCAACAACAAGGAACAGGGCAGCUAUGAAGACUUUGUUGAGGGCCUGCGCGUCUUUGACAAGGAAGGGAACGGCACAGUCAUGGGCGCUGAACUCCGUCACGUCCUAGCCACACUGGGUGAAAGAAUGAAAGAGGAGGAAGUGGAAGCCCUGAUGGCAGGUCAAGAAGACUCCAACGGCUGCAUCAACUAUGAAGCUUUCGUCAAGCACAUCAUGUCUAUCUAAAUGGCACUCUCAAGAUCAUGCAUUGUUUACGAAGACUGGCUGGAAACUCAUUUUAAUAACACCCAUGACCAACCGUCCAGAUCUGUUUACCAUCAUUUAGAAAAACACUGUGGACCGUUCUAGACUGAAGGACUCCCUGAAUUUUUAUAUA
This is a messenger RNA of Ceratotherium simum simum (southern white rhinoceros), 1017 nucleotides long. NCBI's taxonomy places the organism in Eukaryota, Metazoa, Chordata, Mammalia, Perissodactyla, Rhinocerotidae. The record is from RefSeq and is a predicted model, not a curated record.